Molecule: messenger RNA, 417 nt
Organism: Nannizzia gypsea CBS 118893
Lineage: Eukaryota; Fungi; Ascomycota; Eurotiomycetes; Onygenales; Arthrodermataceae
Product: FK506-binding protein 2
Exons: 2
Coding region: 1-417 (138 amino acids)
Biological process (GO): protein peptidyl-prolyl isomerization
Molecular function (GO): peptidyl-prolyl cis-trans isomerase activity
Source: RefSeq, a predicted model, not a curated record
AUGCGCCUUGCAUCCAUCCUCACCGUCCUGACUGCUGCAAUCACCAUGUCUGCUGCUUCUACCACUACCACCACCACCGACGGUCUCGUCAUCGAGGUCCUCAAGGCCGUCGAGAGCGACCGCCGCACUGUCAAUGGCGACAGCAUCAAAGUGCACUACCGUGGCACCCUAGCUUCCAACGGCCAGAAAUUCGAUGCCAGCUACGACCGCAACGCUCCAUUGGGCUUCACCCUCGGCGAAGGCCAGGUUAUCAAGGGCUGGGAACAGGGACUUGUUGGAAUGGCCAUCGGCGAGAAGAGAAAGCUCACCAUCCCACCAAAGCUGGCUUACGGAGAUAGAGGAAUCGGCCCUAUCCCUGGGGGCGCCACCUUGGUCUUUGAGACUGAGUUGAUGGAAAUCUCCAAGUCUGAGCUUUAA